Molecule: messenger RNA, 8666 nt
Organism: Agelaius phoeniceus (red-winged blackbird)
Lineage: Eukaryota; Metazoa; Chordata; Aves; Passeriformes; Icteridae
Source: RefSeq, a predicted model, not a curated record
GGCGGCGGUGGGGGCUCGGCGGCGCAGGCGCAGUGGUGUCGGGGGGACUCCCGGGCCCGGGUGCUGCUGUGCCGCCGCCGCCGCCGGAGGAGCAGGAGCGGGAGGUUCAGUCGGGCAGUGCCGGCGGGCGGCGGGCGCGGGGCUGCGCGCGGGGAGCGGCGCUCGCCGGGGCAGCGCGGGCGGGCAGAGGCAGCGCGGGGCCAGAAGACCGUGCCAAAGAAGACUUUUACUCAGAUGACAUCACAUUUGGACUACUAAUGCUACCCACCCACUCUACAAGGCACAGUGUAUUUCUAGGUAAUUUAACAAAUGUAGAGAGAAGCCCAUUCUUUCAUUUGCAGAGUCUUCUGGAAAUCUGUUUGGAUCUUGUGUACUGAACGUCAGUGAAACUAGCAUUCCAUCAAAGGAAAUGGAGAUUUCCGCAGGGAUAUGGAAGUUUUCAGUUUUGAAUGGUAACACUAACAGUUUGGAAUUUAUUUUCUGCUGAAGAGGAUACCUCUAACUCCACAUUGUUCUUCACGGGAGCCAGGUUUCAUCCCUAAACCUCAUACUUCAACAAGUCCCAAAGUGUAAAAGUCUUAUCCUUGGCAUGUAUAAGCACUGAGAGUGUUCAGAGUCUUGCAAAUUUGGAUGCAAAGAGAGAAGGGUCGGACCUUGAAAGGCAAGCGUACAAAUGUCUACCACAAGACUAAAGUGUGCUAUGUUAUGUUUUUUACCAUAAGCACCCAUAAAAUGAGCUCCAUUGCAGACAGAAAUGAUGGAAGCAUUUUUGAUGGGCUGGUGGAAGAAGAUGACAAAGAUAAAGCAAAAAGAGUGUCUAGAAACAAGUCCGAAAAGAAACGUCGAGAUCAGUUCAAUGUGCUUAUCAAAGAGUUGGGUUCCAUGCUUCCAGGUAAUGCUCGGAAGAUGGAUAAAUCCACUGUGCUGCAGAAGAGCAUUGACUUUUUACGGAAGCACAAAGAAAUUACUGCACAAUCAGAUGCCAGUGAAAUUCGACAGGACUGGAAACCAACAUUCCUUAGUAAUGAAGAGUUCACACAGUUAAUGUUAGAGGCUCUUGAUGGUUUUUUUUUAGCAAUUAUGACAGAUGGAAAUAUAAUAUAUGUGUCUGAAAGUAUAACUCCCUUACUUGAACAUUUGCCAUCUGAUCUUGUGGAUCAGAGUGUAUUUAAUUUUAUCCCAGAGGGGGAACAUUCAGAAAUUUAUAAAAUAUUGUCUUCUCAUCUGCUGGAAAGUGAUUCCUUGACACCGGAAUACUUAAAAUCAAAAAAUCAGCUAGAAUUCUGUUGCCAUAUGCUGCGAGGAACAAUAGAUCCAAAAGAGCAACCUACAUAUGAAUAUGUAAAAUUUAUAGGAAAUUUCAAGUGUUUGAAUCAUGUUCCCAACUCAGCGCACAAUGGUUUUGAAGGAACUAUUCAGAGAUCACACCGGCCUUCAUAUGAAGAGAAAGUUUGCUUUGUAGCCACAGUUAGAUUAGCUACACCUCAAUUUAUCAAGGAAAUGUGCACUGUUGAAGAACCCAAUGAAGAGUUCACAUCUAGACACAGCUUAGAAUGGAAGUUCCUAUUCUUGGAUCACAGGGCACCUCCGAUAAUAGGUUAUCUUCCAUUUGAAGUUUUGGGAACAUCAGGCUAUGAUUAUUAUCAUGUGGAUGAUCUAGAUAAUCUGGCAAAAUGUCAUGAGCAUUUAAUGCAAUAUGGGAAAGGGAAGUCAUGUUACUACAGAUUCCUUACAAAGGGACAGCAAUGGAUUUGGCUGCAAACUCACUACUAUAUCACGUAUCACCAGUGGAAUUCCAGGCCAGAGUUUAUUGUCUGUACGCACACUGUUGUAAGUUAUGCAGAAGUUAGAGCAGAAAGACGACGAGAACUUGGUAUUGAGGAAUCUCUCCCAGAGAUAACAGCAGACAAAAGUCAGGACUCUGGGUCUGACAAUCACAUAAACACAGUGAGUCUCAAAGAAGCACUGGAAAGGUUUGAUACCAGCCCCACACCUUCUGCUUCCUCCAGGAGUUCAAGAAAAUCUUCACAUACUGCAGUAUCGGAUCAUUCAUCAACACCAACUAAAAUGACAGUGGACACUAGCACUCCUCCAAGGCAAGGCUUAUCUGGUCAUGAAAAGACUGCGCAAAGAAGAUCAUCUCUGAGCAGUCAGUCUUUAAGCUCACAGUCUCUUGGACAACCAGUAACACAGCCAGCAAUAUCUCAGCCUGCAACUUUACAGCUCCAGUCUGGAAUGACUCAGCCUGUGUUUCAGUUUUCAGCUCAAUUAGGAGCAAUGCAGCAUCUAAAGGACCAGCUAGAGCAAAGAACACGCAUGAUAGAGGCAAAUAUUCAUCGGCAGCAGGAAGAGUUGCGUAAGAUCCAGGAGCAGCUUCAAAUUGUUCAUGGUCAAGGACUCCAGAUGUUCUUGCAGCAGUCAGCUUCUGGACUCAACUUUGGUUCUGUGCAGCUUCCUUCUGGAAAUUCUUCAACUGUUCAGCAACUUGCGCCAAUAAACAUGCAAGGUCAAGUUGUUCAGACUAAUCAGACUCAAAGUGGGAUGAACACGGGCCAUAUAAAUACUCCACACAUGAUACAGCAGCAGCCUUUGCAGAGUACUGCAACACAGCAUAAUCAACAAAAUGUACUUAGUGGACACAAUCAACAGUCUUCUCUUGCCAGUCAGUCACAGAACACAGUCUCAGCACCUUUGUACAACACUAUGGUGAUUUCUCAGCCAACAGCAGGAAAUGUGGUGCAGGUUCCCUCUAGCUUAUCGCAGAACAACAACCAGAAUGCUGCUGCAGUAACCACUUUUACACAGGACAGACAAAUCAGAUUUUCUCAAGGUCAGCAACUUGUAACAAAACUUGUCACGGCCCCAGUAGCAUGUGGAGCAGUAAUGGUACCAAGUACUAUGUUUAUGGGACAGGUGGUGACAGCUUAUCCCACUUUUGCUGCCCAACAGCAGCAGACACAGACUUUGUCAAUAACACAACAGCAACAGCAGCAGCAGCAGCAAAGUCAGCAGGACCAUCAGCAGCAGCUCACCACAGUGCAACAACCAGCUCAGUCACAGCUGACCCAGCACCCCCAGCAGUUCCUACAGACAUCCAGGUUACUUCAUGGAAAUCAGUCAGCUCAGCUUAUUCUCUCUGCUGCUUUCCCACUACAACAAAGCACUUUCACUCAGUCCCACCACCAGCAGCAUCAGUCUCAGCAGCAGCAGCAGCAGCAGCUGUCACGACACAGAACUGACAAGAUGACUGAUCCUUCCAAAGUUCAGCCACAGUAGUGUGGGCGCUGCCUCUUUUUCAAGCAAACUGCCAGGAGGGGCUGCCCCACAAACAGUUGCACUGAAGCUACAGAGGUAACAGUAUGAAGGCUUUCUAGCACUGUGGUGUUGAGAUCUACUUCUAACUUCUGGAAUCUGUUAAGAAAAGCCACAAGAUGAUGAUGGGGACAUGGCCAACUUUGAGCGUUGCCCCAGUUUCUGUGUUCUAAAGGAUUUGCUGCCAUGUUGUAAUUUGUCCAGGUGAAAUCUCCAAAUGUGACUGAAAAGAGAGUGAUGCUGAAAAUAUUGGUAUUUUUAUCAAUCCUGUACAUUUUUAAAGUAUUAAAACGGACAUGGAGCAAUUGUUUUGAAUUAGCAGGAAAAAAUGCCAGAAAUAUAGUCCAAAAACCAUCUAAUUUUUUUUCAGAUGAUUACAGGACAGUAAAUAUUUUGAAAAUGUUGUGUGAAAUCCAGUUCUCUGUUGUACAGAUGCUGUAAAAUAUUGUGUAUAUGUCUGCAUAAAAGGAGAAAGAGCAAAAUAUUUUAUAUGAUGCAUGAAAAUGUAAUCUGUUAUUUGUAGGUUUGAAUAUGUUUCCCUAAAUUCUCACGCCAUACUCAGACUAAUGUUUUCCUCUGUUCUACCCUUUUGUUUACAACAUGAUGCAUCAUUAUUUUCACCCUUAAUGUGGGCACAAGUCUCUUGUUUGUGCUUUGUCCGUGAUGUCAGGGUUUGUUCGGUGAGGUAUAGUGUGUUGAUAAGUUGACUGCUUGAAGUUAAAUUAUUGAUGAAGCUGUUUGAACUGGUGAUCAUGCAUCAGGGUUCAGGACAUUCAGAUUCAUAAAUAUCAUCCAUCAUUUCAUAAUGAAUUCAUCAUUUUAUUUGAAAAAUAGGAAUUUGCACUGCUUUCUUGCGGAUGGUUUGGAAUUUUAUUCCCCAAAGCUAUCUUUUGAUAUAGUUCAUAGUUGGAAAUAUUUAUGUAAAAGGUUUAAAAAAAAUGACAGUAAUUUUCAAGAAUGUUUCAGUUAUAGGAGUAAUUUGCACAAAAAUAUAUUUACAUUUAAUAACCUUUUGGGCACUUUUUAACCACUUUCUCUGUGGUGAGAAUUGUAACUUGUUAAACCAUGUUGGAAUCUUUUUAUUCUCCUUCAAAAAUUAGUCAGAACUAAUUCAGGGUCAUUUUAACAACAACAACAAAACCCAUAGUGCCUUGAUUUUAAUUCAGGUGAUAAUGUUGAACAUCUUGAAUUACAAUGUCUUGAAUCUGUAACCAUUUUCAAUUUUGAAGUCUUAGCACAUUGUCAACCAAACUUGUGUAUCUACUUCAUAGAUAUUUCUGUAUUGUGUUAAUUUAACAGUGGUCUGAGUUGAGACCAUGAAUAUUUUUGACUGGUACUCCCCCUCAGACAGUAGCCAGAAAUACAGGAGUCUUAAAAAUCUCAGAUCUUUAAGGUAAUACUCUUAAAAAAAAAAAAAAGGAAAAAAAAAAAGGAAACCUUAAAAGACAGGACUCCUUUUGCAGAAGGAAGAAUAAUAAGCUGAUGUUUUAAAAUUGUUUUUGGAAGCAUUUAAAGUGUGUUUUGGGGGAGAUCAUGAUUGCAUUUAACACUACCAGGUAUUGAUUUAAGAGCUAUCACUGAACUAAGACUUCAGAAGGCAACUUCACUUUAUAAAGAAAAUAAAAAGUUCCAACAGAUAUGUGCUAUUUAAGUAAACGUUGGUAGGUUUUUAUGGUACUAGUUUGUGGAAACCAGAACUUGAGAGGAAAAUUAACAAAUGCUGAUAGAUCUGAUAAUUAAUUAGAAACAAAAACCAGUAAAAGCAGUUAAAACUAGUGCUAGGGAGAGAAAGCUGGAUUAAUCUUGAAUACUAGGGAGGAGUUGAAUGAAUGUAACAAAUGGUGAUGGUCUGUUUUGUACUGUGGAACAGUUUGAUUGUAUUACUGGAUGAACCAAACCCGCAGGAGGUAAUACCAGUUUAGCCAAGCCUUUGAUGCCGUUGGUUACGUUUUGGGGCCAGCCUUUGCCUCUGCACGUGUCCCAGCAUUAGACCUUUGUUAUUCCCCAGUCAUAAAGCAAGUGCUUGGCACCAAAAAGCCAAGCAGUGAACAAGGAAGGAGAGUGUGAGAAACUCAGUACCAAAGAUAAUCCGAUUGCUCUCUGCUCCAAAACGCCUAUUGCAACCUGGAGCAAGGAACAGAUGCCAAUACCAAACAUAGCAAGAAACACUUUCCCUUCUUUAAAGGGAUUUCUGGCAUUCUUCAGACUGGGAUAAUUGUCAGAGACUUGUUUCUCUAAAGUUCUAUGUAAAGAAAUCCUGCCUUGCUCUGCUAUCCCUACCACUCCAUUCCACCUGUUUCUAUAUGAAGCUGCAUUGACUAGAGGUCUGUGCUAUCACUUCUCUGCCUGAUGGAAAAUAGGUUAGAUACAAAUUUCUUUAACCAAUUACAAUAAAAAUAUAGUGCUAAAAAAUAAAACUGGGAGAGCUUUAAUAGUGCUGUUAGAACUACUGAAUAAUGGUAAAAUAGGUGUAUUAAGCUAUUAUACUGAGAAUUACAGAAAUUAGAGAUACCAGCCAGACAGUUAAUGAUGCAGCUUUUUAUAUAAAAAAAUUUCAGCUUCUCUUCCCAUUCUCCCCUCCCCAGAUACUCUGGUGUGCUGCUAUAGGUCUGUCAGUAAAAAGGCUAAACUAGGAGAGAGAAAUCAGAUUAUGGGAUACCGUGGCUGCUGAAAGAGAGUAGAGAAACAUAUGCUUUGAUCAAGAAGCUUUUUGUAGCCUCAGAGAGAGGUCAUUCAAUUACAGAACUACCAGCUAGUAGAGAAAGGAUAGAAGAUGGAGAAAUUCUAAGGAACUGGAAAAAUACAGCACACAUUUGAAGAAUUCCUGACGUGAAUCAGGUGAACUUCACAAAGGCAAGUGUGUAGAACUUAGUCCAGAUUGUGUGCAAGUAUGGAGAUGCUUUGUUCACAAGUAGUGACUAAAAAGUGUAUAUUAACAGAUCUGCAGCUUUCCCUGUUGCUGAAUCAAUUGCUGAACUGUCCUUGAGUUUUAGUGAGAAGAGGACCAGGCUGUUGCCUCUUUCUUAAUUAGCCUUUUGCUUCUGCUGGACUCAUUUACUACAGACUUACUUGCAACAUCCUGAUAAGUAGCAUGACAGUGAGUGCUGUGAUGCUGCAGGUUCUGGAGCAGAAUUGUUGCAGAAUGACUCUGACAGAAGGGAAGGGGUCUGUUAAGGGGAGGAUUGUGAAGAAAUGGGCUGGUGAUACAUAAUGGAGUGAAGAGGAUGGCAUUUGCAUGGAGUUUAGGAGAUAGACAUUGUCUGCGAUGGGUGAGGCUUUGAAGAAAAGUGUUUGGGAUAACUUCAGAGAGAAAAAGAAUAUAGCUAUUUUUAUAUUAUAUUUAAUAUAUAUUAUAUUUGUAUAUAAAUAUGAAAGGAUUCUAGUAGGAGCUCUCCAUAUGCCUUCCACUUCAUCUAGAAGGUUUACCUUCUGCACUACGGUUCCAGUGUGUCACCACCUUCUGUGGGCAUCUUGCCUACUGCCAAACACCAAAAUUAGUAACCCAGCAUCCUUACAAGAAAUAGGUUUCAUUUCAGCUUUAUGUAAAAAUGAAUAAAGUAAAGAUAUAUCAGGCAGUUUUUCACAGGAAAAAGAAAUUAUCUUAAGACUUAAAUAGCACUUUCUCUUUUUGGUUGGGGGUUGUUUUUUUUUUUUUUUUUUUUUUUGUUUUGUUUUUUUUUUGGAGUAAUAACAAGCACUUUACUGAAAAGACUAUUUGAAAAACAGUUUAUUUCUUUAGUCAGUGAAACUGUUAAAAAGGGGGCGCAACAAGGAAUAACAUGUAAAACUGUCAAGAGAGACAUUUCUGGAAAAUGUUUCUUUAUUAUGGUGAUCCUUGAGGUUUAAAGUGCAGGAUUAAAAAGGCUUCUAAAACUAGUUGCCUUUGUGUUUUAUAUGGCCAGGGGAAGGGAUUAGGGAUGAUAGCUUCCUUGGAAGGAGGCUUUUUAAGUUGCACAGUUGCCUAUGAGAGAGAAUCAUCUGGAGGCUCAUUUGCCUGCUCAGUAAUUCUAAGUGUCCCUUAGGAUUAUAAAUUGUGUGAAAAUGUUAUUAAGGUUUAAAGAUGUGGCCUUUUUCAAAUGUUAAAGUCGAUUCAAGAAUCAUUUAUAUUUUCAGAGAUUUAACCCAGGUAUUGUUAUGAGUGUUUUAAAUGUCACGGCAUCAGGAGAUGUCAAACGUGUCAGAUUCAUAAGCUUCUCUAUUUGAAAUAAUUAUUAAAAUUAGAUGUACAGUCAGAGGGCUGGAAAAUGGUUAUUUUGAUUAAAAGGGAAAAGAGACUAGUUUUAAUAAUUAACCUUUUAUUUUUUUACUUAUCCCUGGUGGAAAAAAUUGAAGAGAAUGAAAUGAAUUUGGAUUAAAAAAGACAUAUUUAAACAAAUCAUAGUAGAUGAGACAGCUGUGAGAGAACAUUUGAAAUUGUCUUGGUUGUCCAUGAGACUGGGUAGUUGCUUUUUCACUACCAUGAUUUUUAACACUACAUUCCUUGUCUUUUUCUUUUUUUGUCUUUUUUAAACAGGUGAUUUUAAACUCUGCGAUAUUUCAUGCUAUGCCAUCUGCAUGAAUUUUGCCAGCAUGAUAUGCUAUAUUCAAAGAAAGUAUACCUAAAUAAAAAGGAAGGGGGGGGGAACAAAACACUGUGUCUGAAAAAAAUAUUUUAUGGCCUAAUAACAGAGACCCCAGCUAUGACUGAGAGAUGCUGCAUUAAUAGACAAUCAAUCAAUGGGUAAUUAUUUAUGAAACGCUUUUGGGAAUGGUCUUAAAGAUGUAACUGCUUUGAAAGCAGUCGGUGAGCUGUCUUUUUCUAACAAGAAAGGUAAAAAAUAUUUAUUUUCAAAUAUAUCAGAUUGAAUUUUGAGUUUUUAAGCAGUGUUGAUUUCACAGUGUCUUGGGUUUCAGCUUUGUUUUGUAUUUUUUUAACUGGCAUUAGAUUUAUAUACGUAAAAGAAAACAAACAGAAAAACCCUAGUGCCGUUCAUAUUGACGUCAGGAAAUGUAGAUACAGUUCCCUGGUGUUCAUGUGACCAUUACUAACUGUCAAUUUUUUAACUGAAUAAAUGUAACUCAUAUAAAAUUUUGCUUUCUGUAGCUUCUAAGGUUCUAGAGGUUUUUUUCUGAGUUGCUUGAUGUCAGUUUUAUCCAAGUUUCACAGUGAAGCGCUCUUACCCUUCCCACGACUGUACCAAAGGCACUCUCUCUCCCCCACCCACAGAACUGACUUGUGAGAAGUUGCUUGAUGUCACUUUUAUCUUCUCUCCCCUACCCAGACAAAUGACUUGUGAGAUUUCAGUAAAAUGCAUACUGUAUUUUUUCCUUGUCUUCUCUCUGUAUCUCUUUAUAAACUGAUGCCCCACUCUAAA